GUGCCAGGCCGGGUGCGCGGCGGCGGGAGAUGGCGACGGCGGAGCUGCUGGAGCUGCGGACUCUGGUGGAGCGGGCGGGCGGGCGGCGGGCCGUGCUGCUGGUGGCCGAGGUGGCGGAGGGGGCCCCGGCAGCGGCCACGCUGGCCGCCUUCGCCCGCGACCUCCUGGGCGACGAGGCGCCGCCGGGGCCGGGGCCGGGGCCGGGGUGCCGGUCUCGGCGGCGAGCGGGCGGCGGGCGGCGGGCGCUGGAGGCGCGGCUGCUGCUGGUGCUGUGCCGCGGCGGGGCGGCGCGGGGCCGCGGGGCCCGGGCCCGCCUGCGGGAGGUGGUGCGGGACGUGCGCGGCCGCCUGCCCCCCGCGCCACCGCCCGCCGUGGUCGGCGUCCUCCUGCCCGGCGGGGACGCGGAGGACGCGGCGGUGCUGGACGCCACGCUGCGGCGGCAGUUCCCGGCGCCCGGCACGGUGCAGGCGGCCCGGUACGGCCCCGGCAACCCCGCCGCCCUGCGCGAGUGCCGCGCCGCCGCCUGCCGCGCCCUGCGCGCCGCCCUGCAGCACCCCGCAGAAGAGGGGAAAGACAGGGAGAGGUGGAAGCUUCCAUCCUUCCUGCGUUGCAUUUCUUGGAGCCGGAGGAGCCGGAGAAAAGGUCAUGAAGCAAAAGCUACAAACAGUGUUCAUGAAGAUGACCUACGGGAUCCUGAGGAAGAGUUGGCUCUGACCAGCCUGUCCCCCAAUGGAAACUAUGAAGAAGCUGCUGGAGGUGUGGGCACCUAGAGCACCUGGGUGCCCAGCACAGUCCAUGUCCCAGAUCUGCCUGGUGGGUUUGGAGCAGUGGGAGGAGGAGCUGGUGCAUGCCCACUCACCCUCUUCUCUGAGGACCCACCACUCUGGGGAGAAGCUGCUCAGCUUAACUCAGCAGGGUCUUCUGUAGCUGCUGACAGCCUCUGAGGUCUAUGCCAGAGAGCCAUCCCUUGCUGCGCCCUGCUGUCUGGGGGUACCUGGAGCUGCUGCUGGACACUGGGCUUCUAAGAAGCUCUUUGAGGAUGUAUCCUGUGUCCUGGGUGAAAUGAUGUUGGUACUUUGAGUGUGAAAUGCAGCCACCUGCUUGAAGAAUGAGGAGUGCUUUCUAAUUCUGAGCGAAGUUCCCUGCUGAGAUUGCCGGGGCUGGCCUCCCUGGCAAACAGAUUCUGCUGCCUUGUUUUCCCGCUUUACUGCUGCUUUGAAGUUCCCACCCUCUCUCUGAUCAGGAAAAAAAAAAAGAAAGCAUGGUGGCAUGGAGACUGCAAUGUCAUAUUUAGUGCCAUCUUGGUGCUUGCCUUGGUGCUCAUAGACUGGCUGAUGGACUGCUUGGUUGGGAGGGGGUGGCAGAUGGACACUAAGGUGUGUCUGAUGCCAUCUUACCUGGGUCAUCCCCACAGCCAUGUGGUGGCAGGUCUUGGAGGUGGCCUGCAGCACAAAAUGUGGCUGCUUCACAAAUAAAUAUAAUCUAUUUAAGUAGU
Molecule: messenger RNA, 1495 nt
Organism: Falco peregrinus (peregrine falcon)
Lineage: Eukaryota; Metazoa; Chordata; Aves; Falconiformes; Falconidae
Gene: C12H2orf72
Product: chromosome 12 C2orf72 homolog
Exons: 3
Coding region: 30-770 (246 amino acids)
Source: RefSeq, a predicted model, not a curated record